UGGAUGGAGAAGCAAGUUUUUCUUCAAUGGCACCACCAGCUUUCAAUGGAGAAAAUUAUCAAAUCUGGGUUGUCAGAAUGCAGACAUAUCUGGAAGCUUUGGAUCUCUGGGAGGUUGUAGAAGAUGAAUACGAGAUUACUCCCUUGCCAAACAAUCCCACAAUGGCGCAGAUUAAAAAUCACAAGGAGAGGAAAAGCAGGAAAUCAAAGGCAAAGGCAUGUUUGUUUACUGCAGUUUCAUCCACCAUCUUCACUCGUAUCAUGUCUCUAAAAUCAGCAAAAGAGGUAUGGGAUUAUUUCAAGACUGAGUAUGAAGGAGAUGAAAGGAUUCGAGGGAUGCAAGUGCUGAAUUUAGUACGUGAGUUGGAAUUGCAAAGAAUGAAGGAAAGUGAAACCAUAAAGGAGUAUUCUGACCGACUUCUUAACAUAGCAAAUCGCAUCAGAUUGUUGGGUUCCACUUUUACUGAUUCAAUGAUCGUUGAAAAAAUCCUUGUAACAGUACCUGGAAGAUUUGAGGCUACCAUUACAACCUUAGAAAAUACUAAGGACUUGUCCAAAAUUACACUAGCAGAGCUCUUGAGUGCUUUUCAAGCACAAGAGCAACGACGUGUUAUGAGACAAGGAGGAGUUGUUGAAGGAGCCUUACCAGCCAAACAUCAAGACGAUGGAAGAUAUAAAAAGAAGAAGAAGAAUAAAAGAACCAGCCAACAAAUAGAGAAGGUGCAGAACGCAACAACAAAAGCAAAUCGGGUAGUUCCAAAGGAAAUUACCCUCCUUGUAAGCAUUGUGGCAAGAACGGACACACACCUUUCAAGUGUUGGAAAAGGCCUGAUGCUAAGUGCAGUAAGUGCAAUCAGUUGGGGCACGAAGCAAUCAUUUGCAAGAAUAAAACUCAGCAGUAAGAAGCAGAUGCUCGAGUUGUUAACAGGAGGAAGACCAACUCUUUGUUGCAUCAUGUUUUGCAAGCAAUGUUUCAAGCGAGUCAUGGCUGAUCGAUAGCGGAUGCACAAAUCACAUGACUUAUUAUAAAGAACUCUUCAAAGAAUUGAAGCCUACUCGAGUUGCAAAGGUUAGAAUAGGCCAUGGUGGUCACAUUCCAGCAAAAGGAAUGGGAACCAUUAUAGUUGAGACACAAUCAGGUACUAAAACAAUAUCUGAUGUUCUUUAUGUACCUGACUUGGACCAGAAUUUGUUAAGCGUUGGUCAGUUAUUAGAAAAUGGUUUCAAACUUAAUUUUGAAGAUAAAUAUUGCUUGAUUAAGGAUCCCUCGGGACAAGACUUGCUUAAAUUCAAAAUGAGAGGUAGAAGUUUCUCAUUAGAUCCAUUUGAGGGAGAGCAGAUGGUGUAUUCAGCAAAAGAAAAUGUUGCUGCGUUAUGGCAUAAG
This is a messenger RNA of Lycium ferocissimum, 1383 nucleotides long. RefSeq lists its product as uncharacterized. The record is from RefSeq and is a predicted model, not a curated record. The transcript has a single exon. Lineage: Eukaryota; Viridiplantae; Streptophyta; Magnoliopsida; Solanales; Solanaceae. The coding region runs from base 27 to 998 and encodes 323 amino acids.